UGCUCGAGCCUCACGCUCACAUGCUGUCGAGCCUGUCUCUGCAGAAGGGGAAAUGUCGCAAUCGAACCCCAUGACCCAAGAUCAUCUAGGACCAUUACCCUUUUUACAAACACGAGCCGGUCUCCCGUUUGACGGGCUCGGUUCGUUCUUUGUUUCGGUGCCCCUUCCCAAAACCACCGUUUCUUACACUACGACUUCUCCUUAAGGGCUUUCGAGCAGUUGGCUGGGGGGAGUCGGCGGGUUGGCGUGAUGGGUAGCGCAGAGCUUGUUUUUUUGUUUAGUAUGGUUCCGUGGCGGAAACCGGCCGUGCCGGCCUGUCCCUUGCAACGAACAUCCAUUCGUCCAGUGCGACAUGACAACUCUUCUCCGUGUACGAGCCAGGACUAAACUCGAAUUGUGCACUGUACUCUGUAGAAUGUCACAAUGUUGCCGAGCUAAUAUCGCACCAACCCGAACUCAACCCAACGUCCCGACUAACUAUUCUACUUCGAUAUUCAUUCGCCCUGCGCAACGCGCGAACAAAAGUCAAAGGAGGCCAAAUGACACAGAGUGAGAGUGGUGGAAAGAAAGAAAGAAAAAAAGUACAAUUACUAUUCCUAAGGAAUCAGGAAAACACAAGGAGCACGGCCCACUCAGAGAUAUAAAAAAAAAAGAACACGGCACAGGGCCAGCCAGGCACGCCCAUUUCCCGACAAGCUGACAGCCUCACCAACCAACAACCCUCUUGAACGGUGUGCGGCCCGCCUGUCGAACGCGCUUCAAACCCUAUCCUACGCAGAGCGCAUAGGAAGGCGCGCGGCCCGCGGCGGCGGCACCAUGGCCCCCGUUGACACAGCAGACCUCGACCGGCCCACCGUUGCCGCCCUGGUCCCCGUCCUCCAGAUAUUCGACGGCUUCAACCACCGCAACAAGAAUCAGCACCGCGUCGCCCGCUGGUGGGCCCGCUUUGACCUCCUUCGCCGUUCCGUUCGGCGACUCCACGACGCCCUCGAGGCACGCGUGCGUCACCGGCACGCCCAGAGCUUCAAGGCACCCUCCAAGAAGUCGGCCAGCAAGGCCAACGCCAGCGCCGUCAUCGGCAAUGGGAACCGUCGGGGAAAUGCGUUGGAUGAGCAUGUCACUGCGAGGGCACGGCUGCUGCUCGACAUAAUCAUCCCCUCGUCAUUUCUAGAUUUCAGUCAGUUGGCGGCAGAUAACCAACAUGCUGCCCUUGGCCUGGUCUUGCUGGGCGUCUUGGCCCGUAUAAACUCAACCGUCGCUCCCUUGGUCCCCCAACAAUCCGAGAGAGGUGGUGAUAUGCCCAUGACCAAUUCAUCAGCCAGCCACGACGCCGUCACAGUUAAGGACCAGACACCGCCGGAGCUGAUGGACCUCGGCGUGGCCAUCUCUCGAGACCAGUUGAAGCUGGCCGCUAAGCCCCCAGCUCGCCGCCCAAGGAAAGACGAAUGGGAGGCUGUCGCAUCAACUGCGACUAAAAAGAAGCGCAACAUGCUUAAUGCGUCCGAUAGCGAAUCUGAGCCCAGCAGUAAGCUGGUCAAGUCGAAAAAGCCUGAGAAGAAACCCGGCAAGAAAAAGUCGAAAAAGGGUGACGAGUUUUCCGAUCUGUUCAGCUCGCUGAUAUAGAGUACCCAUGUAAACUUACCACAGUGCAAAAACAAAACAAAAUUUGCCCAAUGGUUUUGGUGCAA
Molecule: messenger RNA, 1688 nt
Organism: Colletotrichum destructivum
Lineage: Eukaryota; Fungi; Ascomycota; Sordariomycetes; Glomerellales; Glomerellaceae
Product: Putative ribonuclease MRP protein subunit RMP1
Exons: 2
Coding region: 817-1623 (268 amino acids)
Biological process (GO): nuclear-transcribed mRNA catabolic process, RNase MRP-dependent; maturation of 5.8S rRNA from tricistronic rRNA transcript (SSU-rRNA, 5.8S rRNA, LSU-rRNA)
Cellular component (GO): ribonuclease MRP complex
Molecular function (GO): rRNA primary transcript binding
Source: RefSeq, a predicted model, not a curated record